AUGCCUAGUGAAGAAUUAGAAGCUUCUGUUCGAAAUAUUAUCGAUCAAGUCACAUUGAAAUGGAUCUUUGUCGGUGGAAAAGGAGGUGUCGGCAAGACGACCUGCAGUUGUUCUCUAGCCGUUCAAUUAGCUGCUAAAAGACGAAGCGUAUUGUUGAUUUCGACGGAUCCUGCCCACAAUAUUUCCGAUGCUUUCAAUCAAAAAUUCACAAAGACACCACAAAAAGUGACGGGCUUCGAUAAUCUAUAUGCUAUGGAAAUCGAUUCAAAUCCCGUUGAAGGUUCCGCAUUGCCAGGAUUAGAUCAGUUAUCUGAUAGCAAUGGUAGCAUAGCAUCAAUGGGACGAGAACUACUGCAAAAUAUGGUUGGUGGAAUGCCUGGGAUCGAUGAAGCUAUGAGUUUUGCCGAAAUGUUGAAGCUUAUCAAUUCGCUUGACUUCGAGGUCGUGGUGUUUGACACGGCUCCAACGGGACACACACUACGUUUGUUGCAAUUCCCCGUUAUACUCGAGAAGGCUUUCACAAAGAUACUUUCACUUCAAUCGUCAUUUGCUCCGAUGAUUGGACAGCUCUCUGGAUUACUGGGAAUGGGCGAAUUAUCCCUUGAUGACACUCUCAGGAAGCUUAACGAAACGUUGGAUCAAGUAAAACGAAUGAAUGGGGAAUUCAAGAAUCCUGAUCUCACUACGUUCGUUUGUGUUUGUAUAGCUGAAUUUUUGUCGUUAUAUGAGACUGAAAGAUUAAUUCAAGAGCUUACGAAACAGGGCAUUGAUACGCAUAAUAUUAUUGUGAAUCAGUUGUUAUUCCCCGACAACAGCGAAGGAUCUGUUCAGUGUAAAAAAUGUUUGGCUCGAUUCAAAAUACAGUCGAAAUACUUGGAACAGAUUGCUGAUCUAUACGAAGAUUUCCACGUAAUAAAGCUUCCUCUUCUGGACGAAGAAGUACGAGGUCCGGAACAUAUCCGAACAUUCAGCAGAAAUCUAAUGGUGCCAUAUUCACCGACGGGAAACGUAAACAGUACUACUUGA
Necator americanus (New World hookworm) is the source of this 1026-nucleotide messenger RNA. RefSeq lists its product as uncharacterized. The record is from RefSeq and is a predicted model, not a curated record. Gene Ontology annotation, molecular function: ATP hydrolysis activity; ATP binding. Gene Ontology annotation, cellular component: GET complex. Gene Ontology annotation, biological process: post-translational protein targeting to endoplasmic reticulum membrane. NCBI's taxonomy places the organism in Eukaryota, Metazoa, Nematoda, Chromadorea, Rhabditida, Ancylostomatidae. The coding region runs from base 1 to 1026 and encodes 341 amino acids. The transcript has 9 exons.